Molecule: messenger RNA, 3406 nt
Organism: Penaeus indicus
Lineage: Eukaryota; Metazoa; Arthropoda; Malacostraca; Decapoda; Penaeidae
Product: OTU domain-containing protein 3-like
Exons: 8
Coding region: 261-1460 (399 amino acids)
Biological process (GO): protein deubiquitination
Molecular function (GO): cysteine-type deubiquitinase activity
Source: RefSeq, a predicted model, not a curated record
AUUGAGAAAAAAAAAAACAGGAAAAAAAAAAAACGUAAAUCCAGCCGAUGUAAAUAAACAGACACCCCGAAGCAAUCAGCUGAUCUCUCCUCCUGAGGGACUUUUCCUUCCCUUUCGCGUGGUGGAGAAAAAAAAGGAAAAAAAAAGAAAAAAAGAGAAAAAAAAACAGGAAAAAGGAAAAAAAAACGUUGUGAGUGCAGCGUGAGUGUGUUUUUGGCUUAGAUCUUGGCCUUGUGACCCAGAUUGAGGCAGAGGUAGAGAUGGCACGUAAGCGUGAAGAGAGAGCUAUUAGAAAUGCACAGCGGGCAGCUCGGAAAGCCCGUGCUUCUCAAAGUGGGCAAGACCCAAGCUUCGUUUCGUUGAAGCAGCAGUUGGCAGCCAUGGGACUAACCCUAAGAGAAAUACCUGGAGAUGGAAACUGUUUAUUCCGCGCUCUAGGAGAUCAGCUAGAUGGAACACCAAACACACACCAAAAACACAGACAAGAUGUUGUUGCGUACAUGCGGCAGCAUCGCAGUGACUUUGAGCCUUUCGUCGAGGAUGAUGUCCCCUUUGAUAGGCACUUGAGUAACUUGGCUGAACUUGGAACUUAUGCUGGAAACGACUGUAUUGUUGCUUUUGCACGCCUUCAUGAAGUUAACAUUGUAAUUCAUCAACUAAAUGCUCCCCUUUGGCAGAUUUCUGGAAUUGAAGGCAAAAAAAAUAUUCGCGAACUCCACAUAUCAUAUCAUAAUGGUGAUCACUACAAUAGUGUCCGCAGAACUGGAGAUGUAACAACCAGUCCUGCAAGCAUCAAGUUAGCUGUUCAGGAAUCCUCAAAUGAUACCAAAGAUAAAAAGAAGAAUGGGAGCAAAUCCCCUGAGAAGUCCUACAGUGAUGACUACUGCCAGGACUAUGGCCAGGACUACGGCCAGGACUAUCCAGUGUGGUCGGGGGAGGGUUACGACUACUCAGAGCCAGUGUAUGAAGGUCUCUCCAAGGAGGAGCAGAUGGUCAUUGAUAAGACAGGCUGUGAGGAUCUGCAGCUGAUCAGGUUUCAGCUGGAGGCCCAUGAGUACGAUGUGGAAGAAGCCAUCGACUCUACACUCAGCUAUGUCAUCUCGCAGCAGAAAGGAGAAAACCCUCAAAUCACGCUCAGCAGUAAUGGCAUAUGGGGACCAAAUGGGACUGGGACUCGCAUAUUUGGGGAGGGCGCGGCCACUCCUCUGGCCCCCCCAACAUCCAUCCAUCCAAGUUACCAAAAGAAGACAGCGCAGGAGAAGCUCCAGCAGCGCCUGCGCACACAGCCGCACUUGUCUAACUCCAAACGCAAGGAGCUGAAGAAGCAGUUGAGGAAACAGCAAGCAAAUGACAGGAAGAGGCAGCAGCAAGCAAGCUAUGACUCGGAUGACCCAACCUCAAACCCCAGUGAUGACUCAGAGGUUAUCAUCGUCAAAGACAUUGGUUGCCUGAGUAUUUAAGUGAUGUAGAUGGUACACAGUACAUAAAGAUGUUAGUUACUUUACAAGGAUUUAGACAUUAGCUAUGAGUGCUGAUGGUAACAGAUUGAAAACAUUACAUGAAUGGAUUAUUACUUUAUAACUUUAUAUUAACUGAUGGUGCAUGACACAUCAGUGUUUAUUGUGAUGUAAAAACUAAAGUAAUUAAAUUAGAAGCUUUAUUGGGAGGGGAAGGGAGGGGGGCAAAACUUGAACAAGAUAGCAAAUACUUUUUUUGAGAUGAUUGACAUGCAUUUAUCAAAUUUCAUAUUCAAUUGAUACCUGUCAGGCAACAGAUUUUCAAAGGUAACAAAAGCAUUAGGUGAAGAGACAUCUUUUCAUUUAGCUUUGCCUUUUGGCUCAUAGCAGUCAUGUGUGGAAAUGAUUGUGCAAGGAAAAGAGGAAACAGAAGAAGAAAUAAUAAAAAAGACUAGUCGUGCAAAUAAAAGUCACUGUUUCUUUAUUUUAAGAUGUUUAUGAAGGAUCUCUGCCCAUUCAGACAAGUAAGAAAAACAAAUGGAAACAGACCUUUUGUUAUUUUGUGAAUCUUAUUUGGUGAAUAUAGGUCUUAAAUUCUCAAAGGUAUUACCAAAAAAACAAAAACUAAAUUUGUUUUGUGCUUCAGGGUUCAAAGCUGGUAAAGAUACACCCUUUUUAUAUUUUUCUGGUCUUUGUCUGUGAUUGUACUUUAGGAAAGGGCUUUAAUCAACUGUCCAUUUGUUCUUCAAGACUACCAGUUGUAAAGAAGACAAAUAUUGCAAACUAUGCUAAGGCAGUAACUUGCCUUUAUACACCAGGUUGUUUCUUGUAAUUUAAUUCUCAGUAAAACUGCAGUAGAUAAAACCAGUGAAUGUGUAUUUUAUUUUAUAAUCAGUGUAGGGCAGUUCUAAUGUAAUCUGUAAAGACCUUCAUAGUAGAUGAUAUGUUUAUUUGCUCUACAUUUGUUUACAUUAAUUAAAUGAGGCAAAGAAAAAGUAGAAAGAACCAAUUGUAAGACAUGUGCAUCAACUUCUCAUAUCUCAAGCCCAUGACUAUGAUAUUAGUAUCACCAUGUUUUGUCUCACCACUCACAUUCACAAAUAUUUAUUAACUCUUUAAAAGCAGAGUAUUGUGUGAGGACCUGUGAUUAUAUUACUCUUUUACUUCUCUUCUUGCAAGUGCUCAACCUCCAAUUCAACAGCUGCUUGGUAAACUGCUAGUCACUAACUCUACUGCAGAUACAUCCUCAAGAUUUACAGGUUUGCAGUUUGGUCAGCUGACUGCCUGAUCAAACUUCAUCUGGAUACAGUGUGCUGUACUUUUUUGUAUAUGUAUAUUGAGGUGUAUACAUUUUGUUAUACAACAGUUGUGGGCUUUUAAGUGAAUUGGAUGAGACUGCAGUUGAUUUUUCUGUGAUAUGGAAGAAAUGGAAGUGUAAGGCUUGCAUUUUAUAUCUUCACCAUUGGAAUAAUUAAUAUUCACUGGAUGCAACAAGUAACUGCUGCCAAUUCAGAGCAAUCUACUGCACGUUCAUAUCCAUCUCAAAUUAUAAUUAAGUUUUACUGUUAGUAGGCAUGUAAUUAAAUGGUUACUGACACUAAUAAGGAGCAUAUAGCAGAGGAUCUUGUUAAAGUUUAGAAAAAGAGAAACAAAAAACAAAACAAAAAAAGACAAUUAGGAUAGCAAGUCUCUUGGAGAUACUGAAAAAGGAUUCUAAAAAUUAAAUGCCUAUUAUGAUACUAGUAAUAUUUGAAAUUGUCUUAUAUUUCUUUAUUACGUACUGUAAGCUUCUUGGAAUUCUUAUUCAAGAUAGAGCAAAUGUUCACUGUAAGCACUCAGAAACUUUUCUUAAGAGGUUUUAUUCAUAGUGGUCUGCUAUUGAGUGACAUGCAUCUGCAGACAAAUUUACACAAGGCUGUAUAACUGCAAAUGAAGAAUAACUUUUGAAA